AUGUCGACAGUGAAUCGGCUGCGGUGCCUCGAGAAGCUCGGUGAGGGCACGUACGGCGUCGUCUACAAAGCAAAGGAGCUCGCCACGGGGCAGAUCGUCGCGUUCAAGCGCAUGAUAGUCAGCAGCGAGGAUGAGGGCGUGCCCGCGACCGCCAUCCGUGAGGUGUGUCUCCUCAAGGAGCUCCGGCACAAGAAUAUUGUGUGUUUCCAUGACGUGCUCUUCGAGCCGCCCAAGAUGACGCUUAUAUUCGAAUACUGCGAGUGUGACCUUAAGAAGUACAUGGAGCGCAAUCGCGGCAGCGUGAUACGUGAGGCGCCGCAGAUAUUGAAGCAGAUGCUCUUAGGGCUGCGCUACAUGCACCGUCGCAGCGUUGUGCAUCGCGACUUGAAGCCGGAGAACGUCCUCAUCAACAUUAAUCGCGUCGGACGAGGCGCGAAUAACGGCUCAACAGCAACUGUUAGGGGCGAUGGUGCUCCAGUGGCGAUACCACAGGGUCUUAGCAACGGUGCCAACCCCGCCCACAAUGCCGGGUCUAAUCGCGGCGCCUCGGUAGACCACAAUAACAAGGACAACAACAACAACGACGACGGCAGAAAACCCGCUGACAACGCCAGCGGCGAUGGAAGUGGAAACGAUGGCACUCAACUCGUGGUGAAGCUGGGCGAUUAUGGCUUGGCGCGGGUGGAGAACAUCCCGGUGAAGAAGUACUCCCACGACGUCGUGUCGCUGUGGUACCGGAGCCCAGAUGUGAUAAUGGGGUCGGCGCUCUACGGAUUUGCAGUGGACAUGUGGUCCAUCGGCUGCAUCUUUGUGGAGAUGUUCACCGGCAAGCCGCUGCUGAGCGGGCGCACCGACGUGGAUCAACUCGUCCGCAUUUUCCACCUGCUCGGUACACCCACACCGGAGACGUGGCCAUCAAUGAUGAGUUACCCGAAAGUCACACAAAUGAUUGAGGCGGCAACGGAGUUUGUGCGGGAGCAGCUACGGACGACGAGUGCCCAUCAACAACAGCAAGACUUCGUUGCUGCGCGGCGGCCGAAGAACGUCCAACAGGAGGCGACACGGCACAGCAGCAACGAGCCCAAUGCGGCUGGAGUCUCCGCGCACUCAUCGGACGGGGACACCAUCUGCAACAGCACUAUCAACCAAAACAAUAUUAAUAACGAAUCGAUGGAUCCUCCACGGAAGGAGUACAACUUCCGCCCCGAGUUACAGUUCCCGCCAGCGCUAGGUGAGUACUUGGAGGUGUCACACUUCCGUGAACGCGCCGGUGACGACGGCGUGGACUUGCUGCGGAAAUUACUUCAAUACGAGCCGUCGCAUCGGCUAACGGCGCACGAGGCGCUGUGUCACCCAUUCUUGAAGAACGUGACAGCGCCAGUGCAGCGGCCUAUCGAUGCGAUGCAAGCCCUCCUGCGGCAGUCACUGGAGGAACACGGCCUGCUGGACAUGUGUGACGCAUAA
This is a messenger RNA of Trypanosoma grayi, 1464 nucleotides long. RefSeq names its product putative protein kinase. The record is from RefSeq and is a predicted model, not a curated record. Bases 1 to 1464 code for a protein of 487 amino acids. NCBI's taxonomy places the organism in Eukaryota, Euglenozoa, Kinetoplastea, Trypanosomatida, Trypanosomatidae. Gene Ontology annotation, biological process: protein phosphorylation. Gene Ontology annotation, molecular function: ATP binding; cyclin-dependent protein serine/threonine kinase activity. The transcript has a single exon. Gene Ontology annotation, cellular component: nucleus; cytoplasm.